This is a messenger RNA of Parastagonospora nodorum SN15, 2166 nucleotides long. RefSeq lists its product as hypothetical. Gene Ontology annotation, biological process: proteolysis. The record is from RefSeq and is a predicted model, not a curated record. Gene Ontology annotation, molecular function: aspartic-type endopeptidase activity. Bases 1 to 2166 code for a protein of 721 amino acids. Lineage: Eukaryota; Fungi; Ascomycota; Dothideomycetes; Pleosporales; Phaeosphaeriaceae. Gene Ontology annotation, cellular component: fungal-type vacuole. The transcript is spliced from 2 exons.
AUGGCUCGAGGUCCCUUCCCAGGCCAGCGCGCCAUGCUCACGACGAUUUGCGCCCUUGCCGCCAUCACGACGACGCUGUUCGCGCCAUGCACCGCCACCGACUAUGUGCCAGCAAACAUCUCCACCACGCCGGGCUACAAGCUGUUGCCAGGCAUCGCGUCGGUGCCCGCUCCUGUACGCGUUGCCCCGGAUCAGGGCUUUGAGUCUGGCAUCGAUGGCCACUGGAGCACCUUUAGUCUGAUGGUCGGCGAGCCAGCCAGCAACGUCCGCGUCCAAGUGUCCACCGCAAGCCAGCAGAUCUGGGUCAUCAACCGCCAAGCAUGUCUGCAGAACAUCACCGACGCCACGGGCAGCAUUGUGCAGUACAACCAGCUCAAUGGCGACUGUGAGUCGACCCGCGGCCGCCUGUUCAACCAGACGCUGUCAACGUCCUGGACCCAGAAGGGCUACUACCGAUUGUGGCUUGAGAAGUGGAUUGGACUCGAGGGCAACGGCCUGUUCGGCUUCGACUAUGUUGGCCUCGGGCUGCCGGGCGAGAAGGGUCCGUCUCUCCAGAGCACCAUCAUCGGCACCCUAGUGUCGUCCAACUUCUGGAUGGGCCAUCUCGGCAUGCACCCCAAGCCCACCAACUUCUCCGUCUUCGAGGACCCAGUGCCCAGUUUUAUGACUGGUCUCUUUGAGCAGAAAAGCAUACCCAGUCUUUCCUUCGGGUAUACUGCUGGUGCACCGUACCGAGUAGGCUCCAUUGAUGGCAAUGAUUUUCUCGGAAGCCUGACGCUUGGAGGAUACGAUGCAUCCAGACUCAUCCCCAACAACCUGACCUUCAUCUUUGCACCCGACAAUGAGCGCGAUCUUGUUGUAGGCGUUGCUGGUCUGACAGCCAACACUGCCACCAAACAAGGCAUCGAUCUCUUGAAACAGGUCGACCUGAACAUGUUCAUCGACUCCACAAUCGCUGAGAUGUGGUUGCCGCUUGAGGUAUGCAAAGCUUUCGAGGAUGCCUUCGGGCUCAAGUAUGACGCCAAGACGAACCUGUACCUCGUUGAUGACACUCUUCACCAGAGUUUGUUGGCACAAAGUCCCAAUGUUACCUUCACACUCGGCCAGAAGUACAGCACCGAUGCGACCAUGCAGAUCACACUACCCUAUGCCGCCUUUGACCUGGAGGCGUCGCCACCAUACAGGGGUCUCAAGCAGAAGAGCAAGUAUUUCCCUAUCAGACAAGGCGGAAACUCAAGCCAAUGGGUGCUGGGCAGAACAUUCUUGCAAGAGGCGUACUUGACUGUAGAUUGGGAACGCGAAAACUUCUCUGUUUCCGCGGUCGACUGGACGUGGGGCAGUGAGUCCGCCAUUUCUGCAAUUGUUUCUCCUCAGUACGCCUUACAGGAUCCUUUUUCAGCGCCGAAGAAACCUCUGUCUACAGCCGCCAUCAUUGGCAUUGCACUUGGGGGUGGAUUCGUGUUUGCGCUCAUUACGAUGGCAAUAGGCUGGUGGUUCUGGCGGAGGCGCCACCAGCAAAAGUUGGCGGCCAUCAAAGCGAAGUAUGAAGCAGAAGUCGCUGCUGCUGCCCUUGUGAAGAAGGCAACUCCAGGGGAACAGGAAGAGCCACCUGUGUCGCCCACGCAGGAGAGCGAGACGGGCACGAGCAUUUUUCCGAAGGCAGAGCUGCCCGCAGGACAUGCCAUUCAACAUGAACUAGCAACUGGUGCGCAAGAGAAGGAGCCACAUAUCAUCAACGAAGUGGAGAACAACGAGCGACAAAUCUACGAGAUGCCCGGUUGCAUUCCCGAGCCCAAGGAAGCGGACGGUCGUCAGCUUUCUGAAAAAGAGUCGAUGGUGGUCCGGGAGCGACUGUACAACGGCGUAGAUCCGCAUUCACCAGCCAUAUCGCCUGGACCGCAAGAAGCCCCACGCAGAUUGGCUCCAAUAUCUGCGUCAGAGAUUGCAGUGGUGGAUUCAAGACUGCCUAUCAACACCAAUGUGUCACCCGUUACUCCGCGAGCGCCAAGGGAUGGAGCUUUCCUGGAGAGCGCAGACACAUUCUUCCAAUUGCCGCCAUACCGUCCACGAGAUGGACAGGCGGAAGACUCGCUCUUUUCCCCGAUCUCACCCCUGGAGGGGCCCACAGACGACACGCCCCGGCGGCGGUUCUCGUACGAGUCAUGA